AUGGAAAAGGAAAACCAAACCAGUGUCUCUGAAUUUCUUCUUCUGGGCUUCUCAAAUUGGCUAGGACAGCAGGAACUUCUCUUCAUACUUUUCUUGUGUCUUUAUUUGACCGGGCUGUUUGGAAACUUACUCAUUCUGCUGGUUAUUGGCGCAGACCAUCGCCUACACACACCUAUGUAUUUUUUUCUUGCCAAUUUGUCCUUUGUUGAUCUCUGCCUUGCUUCAGCUACAGUCCCCAAGAUGCUAGCAAACAUCCAAACCCAGACACAAUCCAUCUCCUAUCCUGGAUGCCUGGCUCAGAUGUAUUUCUGUAUGAUGUUUGCCAACAUGGACAAUUUUCUUCUCACGGUGAUGGCAUAUGAUCGAUAUGUAGCCAUUUGUCAUCCCUUGCAUUACUCCACCAUUAUGACCCAGCGCCUCUGUGCCUCACUGGUGGCCAUACCUUGGGUCAUUGCAAUUUUGAAUCCUCUCUUACAUACUCUCAUGAUGGCUCGCCUGCACUUCUGCUCUGACAAUGUCAUCCACCAUUUCUUCUGUGAUACCAACUCUCUCCUUCCUCUCUCCUGUUCAAAUACCAGUCUGAAUCAGUUGAUGGUUCUGGCUGUGGUGGGGCUUAUCUUUGUGAUUCCUUCAAUGUGCAUCCUGGUAUCCUACAGUCGUAUCAUCUCUGCUGUGAUGAAAGUUCCUUCUGUCCAAGGAAAACUCAAGGCUUUCUCCACCUGUGGAUCUCAUCUUGCCUUGGUUAUCCUUUUCUAUGGAGCAAUCACAGGGGUCUACAUGACCCCUUCCUCCAGCCAUUCAACUGAAAAAGACUCAGCUGCAUCAGUAAUUUUCAUGAUCAUAGCUCCUGUGUUGAAUCCCUUUAUUUACAGCCUCAGAAACAAUGAGCUCAAAGAGGCUUUAAAAAAGAGCCUAGGUCACCACAAAAUAUUUUCCCAAUGA
Molecule: messenger RNA, 942 nt
Organism: Cavia porcellus (domestic guinea pig)
Lineage: Eukaryota; Metazoa; Chordata; Mammalia; Rodentia; Caviidae
Product: putative olfactory receptor 1F12P
Exons: 1
Coding region: 1-942 (313 amino acids)
Biological process (GO): G protein-coupled receptor signaling pathway
Cellular component (GO): plasma membrane
Molecular function (GO): olfactory receptor activity; G protein-coupled receptor activity
Source: RefSeq, a predicted model, not a curated record